Messenger RNA from Pneumocystis murina B123, 363 nucleotides. RefSeq lists its product as hypothetical. Lineage: Eukaryota; Fungi; Ascomycota; Pneumocystomycetes; Pneumocystales; Pneumocystaceae. The transcript has 2 exons. Bases 1 to 363 code for a protein of 120 amino acids. The record is from RefSeq and is a predicted model, not a curated record.
AUGAAGGAAAUGCAAAAAGUAUCAUCUAAUUUUGAAAAACUUCGUAAACAAGGCCAUAAAAAAAAAGAUACAGAAAUAAAGCCAUUUAUUGAAAAUCAAUGGCAUAAAAAUAUGGAUCUUAAUAUACAACCACUAAAACUUCCAUCUAAUAAAGAUUCUACUUUUAAAAAAGUUGGUUUUAAAAAAGCUUUUCAUCAUUUUAAUAAUAAUUUAACCGAUUCUAUGGAUUCCAAAAAAACAUUUCAGUCACCUGAUUCUUAUGAUUCUAAUAUAACAAAAUUAUCUUCAAAUCCUUUAGAUUUAAUAGAUGAUGAAAAAGAUUUAGGUGAACUAUAUAAUCCUCAUGUACCAACAAGCCCUUAG